AUGCCACAACUUUUUCAAGUGUUAAGAUGCUAUAAAUGUUUAGCGUUUCAGGUCCAUCACAGCAAAAAGAGCAAUAAAUUUUUAUGUAAAGUAUGUAAUGAGAAACAAUCUAUUAAGAGACAUUAUGGUGUCGGGAUAGCAAAAGACUGUAGACUGCAUGUACAAAAACUUAACAAAUUGAGAGGAGAGAAGGAUAACACAGUACUUGAAAGUCUUGAAGACAGUUCAGAAGAGUGUAAAGAUGAUAAUACUUCUGAAAAUAGCUGUGAAGAUAUUACUUCUAAUAUAGAAGUUAGUAAAAAAAGAAGUAAAUGGUUAGCAUAUGUUGAUGUUGAUACAACUGAGGCUGAAGAAAAUCACUCCUCGGAAGAAGACAGAGAAAGUGGCAAGUAUAAUGCCAGGAGGCAGAACAAAAAUAUGUAUACAAAAUAUAAAAGAAAAAGAAAAAGCAGUAUUCCGAAACAGGAUAGUGAUACAGAAUUAGAAAGUAGUUAUAUAGAAAAUGAUAUUCAAAGAGAUAAAAGUGAUUUAAAUACAUCCUAUGAAAGAAAAUUAAUUACCACAGAUAUGAAUAGUACUUUGAGAGACAAUGAUAGUAUAAACGACAAUGUAAACCCAAUUAAAAGACCUAAAUUUGAACCUCCGGUGGUAGCAAGAACAUCAAAAUGGGCAAAUUUUAUUGAGGAAGAUGAAAAUAUAGAAAAUAUAACUCAAGACGACAAGGACUUGACUCACAAUAUACAGCCGAUGUUCAGUUUAUGUGAUGAAAGUGACAUUGAUGAUGUGUUGAACAUUUAA
Danaus chrysippus (African queen) is the source of this 798-nucleotide messenger RNA. NCBI's taxonomy places the organism in Eukaryota, Metazoa, Arthropoda, Insecta, Lepidoptera, Nymphalidae. The record is from the annotation of a GenBank genome assembly.